Messenger RNA from Fimicolochytrium jonesii, 2237 nucleotides. RefSeq lists its product as uncharacterized. Lineage: Eukaryota; Fungi; Chytridiomycota; Chytridiomycetes; Spizellomycetales; Powellomycetaceae. Bases 118 to 1908 code for a protein of 596 amino acids. The transcript is spliced from 10 exons. The record is from RefSeq and is a predicted model, not a curated record.
CGGCGACGCAAAGCCUCGAAUCGACUCCAACCUCACACCGAUUAACAGCAUCGCAAAAUCCGAGCAAGAAGAAAUACCCCGGAGAAUCCAACCCCCGCCCCACCCUUCCAAAAAAAAAUGUCAGACCCCGACCGCCCCAAAUCCGCCGUCCCCCCCAGCUCCGCCGACGGCGCCAAACCCACCAAAAAAGGCAAGAAGAAAACCGGCAAGAAAAAACUCCCGGCCAUCCCGCGCGACAUGGCGCUGAAUGCCAAGGGGGAGCUGGUGCCGAGUCGGGAAUAUGUGUUAGAGCAGACGUUGGAGGCGACGAGCAAGAGUCUGGAUUCGUAUCGGGAGCGGAUGACUGGGUUAGUGCAUACAAACGAAGACCUCCAAGAAGCCCGCGAGCAGCAGGAAAAAGAUGCGCUGGACGUCAUCUCCGCCCUCCACCGCGAGAACGAAAAACGCGAGCUGCGAAUCAAAGAAUUACGCGAGAAGAUGGAGGAGAGUGCGCGGUUGAGUGCGGAGGAGAGGGGGGAGUUGAUUGAGGAGUAUGAGAGGAAGAUAUCAGAUCUGUCGACGAUGAUGGCGGAGAAGGAGGCGGCGUAUAAUGUGAUGCAGCAGGAGUUUUCGACCAUUAAGGAUUUCCGGAAAAAACGGCACGACCUCAUCAAAGAGCUCGAGCAGCAGAAGAUCCUGUUGACGGAUACAGAGCGCCGACACGGCGAGACGGUGGCGCGGAUGGAGCGCAAGUUUUUUGAGGAGAAGAUUCGGCUGCAGAAGGAGGCUAAUCGGAAGAUUUCUGAGCUUGCUACCAAAGCCCACAAAGAAGCAGUAUCGAACCUAAAAGAAACCGAGAAAGAAGUCUUCCGCCAAAACAUGAGGAUGACGGAAGCGCUCCGGUACCACGUACAGGAAGGCGAGGAGCUCAAUAAAGCGAACGCGGAGCUAGUGCUGACGAACAAGCAGCUGCUGGAGGAGAAGAAUCUGCAUGAUGUGAUGGUCAAGGAGAAGAUUUUGCAGAAUAAGCAGCAGAGUAAAGAUAUAAAAGAACAACAACAAAAGAUCCAAAGCCUGGAACAUACCCUCUCGCACGUCGUCCGCGAGUUCGAGCGGGAACGAGAUAUCAUGGCGCAGCGGGCGCAGCGCGAGCUGCAGGAGGUGCGGACGAUCGCGGCGGGGUUGAAGGAGAGUUUGGAUCGCAAGUCGAAGGAGAUGAGACAUAUCAAGAGACUAGCACAACAUAUCCUCGACCAACGCACGGAUCUCGAACGGUUCUUCAUGGAUGCGCUCGACCACGUGCGGGGCGAGAUCGAGCAGGAGCAGGAGAACGCAAAGAAGGCUGUGCAGGCGGAAUACACACGGCGGAUGAAGGCCAUCCUAACAAGUAAAGGCAUCCCAACCCCACAACCCACCACCGACGCCAAAGCAGGCGCCCUGCCCGCCUCAAUCAUCAUGCCCUUACCCGCACCACCUUCACCAGCGGCCGACUCCGCACCCGCCCGCGUAGACCUCUCCGACCUUACAUGGGCCGACAAAGAACGCAUCAUGCGUCUCUUGUUUGCACGCAUGAAUGGUGUGUCGCUUGUCGGCAAGACCGGGGGGAAUUAUGCGGAUGCGCCGCCGCCUGCAUCGCUUCACACCAGUAAUGGGACUGGGGAGAGUCAUUCCGCGGCUGGUACGACCCAUCUCCCGGCACCAUCGCACCACCCAGCACACCACCAACACCAUCAAGCAGAGAACACGCAUCACAUCCCGCGAAACUUUAACACGGACUUGGACGACGACGAUGGGAGUGGGAAUGAUGCGGGCGAUGAGGAGGCGCUCAUGCCUGUGAUUGUUACUGAGGAGUUUGGGAAGGAGGGCGAGGCGGAAGAUGAGGGGGCGGUGGGGAUGGGGCUGGCUUUGCCGACUUUUGUCAUCAGUUAAGGUGGUCGUUUGGGUCCUAGUAAAAUGAUGACUCUCAUGACAUUUGCUAGAAGGAAAAAGACAUCGAUGUGAAGGUGAAGAGGAAUGUGGGAUGUUUUUCUUUUCAGUCUCGGUGGCGACAUCCGGUCAGAAUCGGACACACGAGUUGGCCGACUUCGAACGUUCAGCCUGUGCAUGCUCGCCUGCCCGGCUCCAGAUCCAGCUCGAGUGAUUUCCAGUUCGGCCGCCAGCAGAGGGACUAGGCUUCCCCACUGGCAGACCCUCCAGAUGCAGGCUGCGAGUGUACAUACAUAUACAGUAUAUAAGGGUGCUGCAACGUCUUUGUGCGU